Molecule: messenger RNA, 902 nt
Organism: Etheostoma cragini (Arkansas darter)
Lineage: Eukaryota; Metazoa; Chordata; Actinopteri; Perciformes; Percidae
Product: TOG array regulator of axonemal microtubules protein 1-like
Exons: 4
Coding region: 48-887 (279 amino acids)
Biological process (GO): microtubule cytoskeleton organization
Cellular component (GO): cilium; cytoplasmic microtubule
Molecular function (GO): microtubule binding
Source: RefSeq, a predicted model, not a curated record
UCCAGUCUGCCAGGAAUACAUCUGAAGACAUAGGGGAGACCGUUGAGAUGAUCCAGCCCACCCAGCGUCCUUCACGGGUUAGGGUUAGUAACCAAUCAGCAGCCCCCAGAAGGACCAUGGCGUUGGCACCCAAGGCUCCAGCACCACCAUCCAAACCUGCCCCGCCCAUCAAAAAAGGACCUCGCCGUGGGACAAAACUCCGCGCACAGGCUGUCGCAGCUCAAGAAGACCUCCAGCCCUUCAACAACCCUGCAGAGAAACUGUCCCUUUCCUUCCGACAGCUGUCCUCAGACGACUGGGAGAAGAAACUGGACGGACUGAAGUUGGUUCGAACUUUGGCACAACACCAUCCGGCAUUACUGCAGACCAAACUGCAUGAAGUCUGCCUGGUCCUCGCAGAAGAGGUGAAUAACUUGCGCUCCGGUGUGGCCUGUGCUGCAAUGGCCACCGUAGCAAAGCUCCAUGUUCACCUGGGGAUGGCCAUGGACACUGAGGCAGAGUGGAUAGGCCCCGCCCUGCUGCUGAAGUUCGCCCAGACAACCACCGCCUUUAUUCUGGAUCAGGCUAACCUAGCCCUGGAUGCGCUGGUGGAGGGCUGCAGCCCUGGGAGAAUACUGACCGCUCUCCUCAACACAGGGCUGAGGCACCGUAGUGCUGCAGUGAGGGGGUGCACAGCACAGCACCUCCAACAGCUGGCAGAUAUCAUGGGUGGGAAUCAGAUCUUUGCAGCAGGGAAGUUCUUCGCUGAGCGUUUCCUUACUGCCGUCAGUAAGAUGGCGGUGGACGCUGCACCAGAAGUCAGGUGGGUUACCAUGGUUGCAUGGCAAUAUGGUUUGUGUUUCUUGUUCACUGUGCUGCCUCUACACCAAAUGGAUAGAUUAGAUUAGAUAGAUAAUUCAUCC